AGAACACAUCGUGCAGUACUUUGGAGCGUCUGUGCACCUUGGUUUGACCAACAUGGCGACCAGGGCUGAAUCCUGUCAGACACAAGAGGAGGGAGAGAAUGGACAUGGGGCUCAGAAUUCCCAAAAGUGUGGCGAGCGCGGUAACGAGUUUCAUGACCGAAGUACUAUGAUGAGACACCUGACAAGUGAAAAACUUUUUCGAUGUGAGAAAUGUGACAAAAGCUUUAGUAAACUGUGCAAUCUUAAGACACAUAUAAGGACUCAUACAGGUGAAAAACCGUAUCGAUGUGAGAAAUGUGACAAAAGCUUUAGUAAACUGUGUAAUCUGAAGACACAUAUAAGGACUCAUACAGGUGAAAAACCUUACAGUUGUGAAGAAUGCAGCAAGCAAUUCAGCGACCUUAGUCAGCUGAACAGACACAUACGGACUCACACCGGUGAAAAACAGCACAAGUGUGAAGACUGCGGCAGACAGUUCAGCAGGCUGGAUAGUCUGAAGGUACACAUGAGAACUCACACUGGUGCGAAACCGUACAGGUGUGAGAAAUGUGACAAAAGCUUCAGACAGUCUAGCAGUCUAAGGACUCACAUGCGGACUCACACGGGUGAGAGACCGUAUAAGUGUGAGGAGUGCGGUAGGUGUUUUGUUGAACUGGGUGAUCUAAAGAAACAUAUCAGAACUCACACAGAUGAGAAACCGUACAGGUGUGAGGAGUGCGGCAAGCAGUUCGGUAGGCUAAGUUAUCUGAAGACACACAUGAGAACUCACACUAGCGAGAAACCGUACAGGUGUAAGGAGUGCAACAGGCAGUUUAGUGGUCCGUCUAGUCUGAACAGACACAAGCAGACUCACACUGAUGAGAAACCGUACCGAUGUGAAGAAUGCGGUAGACAGUUCAGCAGGCUGGAGAGUCUGAAGUUACACAUGAGAACUCAUACUGGUGAGAAACCGUACAGAUGUGAGGAAUGUGGUAGGCAGUUCAGUAGUCUGGAGGGUCUGAAGCGGCACAUGAGAACUCACACUGGUGAGAAACCGUACAGAUGUGAUGAGUGCGGGAGGUGUUUUGUUGGGCUGGGUGAUCUAAACACACAUAUCAGAACUCACACAGGUGAGAAACCGUACAUGUGUGAGGAGUGCGGCAAGCGAUUCGGUAAGAUGUGUAAUCUGAAGACACACAUGAGAACUCACACUGGUGAGAAACCGUACAGGUGUGAUGAGUGCGAGAAGUGCUUUGUUGGGCUGGGUGAUCUUAAAAGGCACCUUCGAACUCACACUGGUGAGAAACCGUGCCGAUGUGAGGAGUGCAGCAGACAGUUCAGCAGGAUGGAUUCUCUGAAACAACACAUGCGCACUCAUACUGGUGAGAAAAAACGUACAGAUGUGAGAAGUGCUGAAAGCAGUUAAGAGGGAUGCUUAUUCUGAAGUCACGCAUUCAGACUCACACAGGUAAACUUGUAGCAAAGCAGUUGGAAACUGUAUCAAAAUCUUUUGGCAAUUAUGUAAUCUGAGUGCCAAGUAGACACGCAUUCCCAAACAAACAUUUCAGUGUCCAUGUCAGGAUUACUAUAUGUGAUAACAUAUGAGUCAG
Molecule: messenger RNA, 1589 nt
Organism: Branchiostoma belcheri (Belcher's lancelet)
Lineage: Eukaryota; Metazoa; Chordata; Leptocardii; Amphioxiformes; Branchiostomatidae
Product: zinc finger protein 845-like
Exons: 3
Coding region: 53-1405 (450 amino acids)
Biological process (GO): regulation of immune system process; regulation of cytokine production; negative regulation of transcription by RNA polymerase II
Source: RefSeq, a predicted model, not a curated record